GAUCCGAUGCCACCUUCUCCUUCUUCGCGUCCGGGCUCUUUACCCUUUCUCCUCUCCGUCUCUCUCUCUCUCCCUGGUUCCGAUUCCAUCGUCGCCCCCGUCCUUCAUUAGCCACAUUGGAGUCGACUUGGGUUUAGCAGCGUACGAUCACGAUGAGCGAGGUAUUCGAUGGUUACGAGCGCCAAUACUGUGAGAUCUCGGCGUCUCUCUCGCGUAAAUGCACAUCUGCUGCUCAUCUCGAUGGAGAGAAAAAGAAGCAGAAGGUCUCGGAAAUCAAAGCUGGCCUGGAUGAUGCAGAAAAUUUGAUUAGGAAGAUGGAUCUUGAAGCGAGAAGCUUGCAGCCAAGUGUAAAGGCAGGAUUGCUGGCAAAGCUGAGGGAAUACAAAUCAGACCUUAACAACUUGAAGAGUGAACUGAAAAGAAUUACCACCCCUAAUCCUACCCAAGCUUCAAGGGAAGAGCUGCUGGAGUCGGGGAAGGCUGACAUGAUAGCGGUCUCUGCUGAUCAAAGGGGACGGCUAUUGAUGUCAACAGAGAGACUUAAUCAGUCUACUGACAGGAUAAAGGAGGGUAGAAGGACGAUGCUAGAGACAGAAGAACUUGGUGUUUCAAUUCUUCAGGACUUACAUCAACAACGGCAAUCUCUCUUGCAUGCCCAUAACACGCUGCAUGGAGUCGACGACAACAUCAGCAAGAGCAGGAAGAUCCUGACUGCCAUGUCAAGAAGGAUGGAUCGGAACAAGUGGAUCAUCGGGGGAAUCAUGGUGGCUCUGGUUCUGGCGAUUCUGGUGAUCCUGUACUUUAAGCUCACUCAUUGAAGACCUUGCCAACUCAUGGUUGGGGUUCUGAUGAGUGUGCCGUAAGUCUUGCUAUGGUUGAUGUGUGUUUCGUUUGCAUCGCAUGAUCGUUUAUUUCCAUGGAAGAACUUCUUCAUUGGUUGAGCUUCUCUUAUGCGGUGCUUCGGGUGUGUGGUGACGACUGCUUCGUUGACCAGCCUCGUCUGUUCUCGACAGAAACGCAACACGUUAUCUGAUGGUUGAUGAUGUCGUUUUAGCAUAUCUUAAUUUGAUCAAAUGUCUAAAGCCAAAUAGAAAUCUGUCUGCGAGUCGGAUGAAAUAUGCGAAUCUGUUUGACUGGAACAUGCAAGUGUGUUAAAAAUGCCCUAUCGUUUCUUUUU
This is a messenger RNA of Musa acuminata subsp. malaccensis (wild Malaysian banana), 1177 nucleotides long. RefSeq names its product vesicle transport v-SNARE 11. Gene Ontology annotation, cellular component: ER to Golgi transport vesicle membrane; Golgi apparatus; late endosome membrane. Lineage: Eukaryota; Viridiplantae; Streptophyta; Magnoliopsida; Zingiberales; Musaceae. Gene Ontology annotation, biological process: intracellular protein transport; vesicle-mediated transport; vesicle fusion. The record is from RefSeq and is a predicted model, not a curated record. Gene Ontology annotation, molecular function: SNAP receptor activity; SNARE binding.